Molecule: messenger RNA, 4767 nt
Organism: Monopterus albus (swamp eel)
Lineage: Eukaryota; Metazoa; Chordata; Actinopteri; Synbranchiformes; Synbranchidae
Product: TNF receptor-associated factor 2-like
Exons: 11
Coding region: 241-2031 (596 amino acids)
Biological process (GO): tumor necrosis factor-mediated signaling pathway; positive regulation of canonical NF-kappaB signal transduction; regulation of apoptotic process
Cellular component (GO): plasma membrane signaling receptor complex; cytosol; cytoplasmic side of plasma membrane
Molecular function (GO): zinc ion binding; tumor necrosis factor receptor binding; ubiquitin-protein transferase activity
Source: RefSeq, a predicted model, not a curated record
CGUAACACCCAGGCUGGAAGUGCAAUGGCGAUAUUGGACAAUAACAGCCAUCGCUUCUGGGGACCACAUCUAUAUUAUGUGGCUAACGUUAAAGAAAACACCCCCAGUCGGCUGCAGAACCACAUUUAAUAUCGGCACAGUGCGCGAACGUCAACCUGCGACCGGGAAGGGAGAUUUGCCAGCCUGUGGACGCGAUGACAGUUUAGACUAAAGCGCUGGUGUGACGUGUGAACAGACAGCAUGGCCACACAGGAACCGUCCCCUCCUUCGUCCAUGGAGAGCAAUAAACCCGGCUUCCCCAAGAAGAUCCUGGGCAAUAAUCUGGAGGACAAGCACCUGUGCAACUUCUGCCACAAUAUACUCAGACGACCGUUUCAAGCCCAGUGUGGACAUCGCUUCUGUUCCUACUGCUUCAACCGGACUGUGAGUAAUGGACCCCAGAAGUGCAACGCUUGCAUUAAAGAGGAUAUUUUUGAGGAGCCUACAUCGAUUUUGAAGCAAGGAUGCGCUUUUCCUGACAAUGCAGUUCGAAGGGAAGUUGAAAACCUGUCUGCUGUUUGCAUUAAUGAAAGUUGCACUUGGACCGGCAGCAUUAAAGAGUAUGAGAUCAACCACGAGGGCAAGUGCGAGUUCAUGAUCAUCCCCUGCCCUUCUUGUAAAGAACGAAUUCGCUUCAAUGAACAGGAGCGCCAUAAUGAGCGAGAGUGCCCGGAGAGAACACUCAACUGCAAGUACUGCAAGGAGCCCUUUCACUUUAAAAACAUCAAGGCACAUGACGAGAUUUGUCCCAAGUACCCGAUGAUCUGUGAAGGCUGUGCCAAGAAGAAAAUACCCAGAGAGAAGUACGUGGACCAUAUUAAGUUCUGCAGCAAAUUCAGAACUCCGUGUCGAUUUCAUGUCGUGGGAUGUGACAUGUCUGUGGAGAAGGAGAAGAUUCAUGACCAUGAGCGCGCCUACGCCUACGAGCACCUCAAUCUGUUACUGCACUACAUUAUGGGCAUGAAAGUGAGCAUGGAGGGCCUGCAGCCCCAGGGCCUGGAACUAGCUGGACACAAACUGGUGGAGCUCCAGCAGUCCCUCAGGCAGCUCGAGGCCAGGGUCUCCCAGCUCAGCACCACUUCCUCUGGGCCUCCCGUGCAGGGAGCCGCUGCCUCCUCCUCAUCCUCCAGCUCCGGCCCCCCUGGUCCAUCCACUUCAGCUCCUCUCCCUCCACCUCCCACUCUGGCUCCCACUCUCUCUGUGUCUACCUCCUUCACGCCCCUGCCCAGCUCGGUGGGUGCAGCGCUGGAGCUCCAGCUCCACAGCGAGAAGACCAAGGUGGUCGAGCUGGGCCGCAGGUGCACGGAGCUUGAAGUUAAAGCCAGCACAUUUGAAAAUGUGGUGUGUGUCCUGAACAGAGAGGUGGAGAGGUUUGCCACCACCAUGGAGGCCAGCAACCGUCAGCAUAAACUGGAUCAGGACAAGAUUGAGGCUCUGAGUAAUAAGGUGCGACAGCUGGAGAGGACGGUGGGGCUAAAGGACCUGACGGUUGCCGAGAUGGAGGGCCGGCUGAGGGAGAUGUCUGCCACCACCUUUGAUGGCGUCUUUGUCUGGAGGAUCUCUGAUUUUGCCAAAAAGAGACAGGACGCCAUUGCAGGUCGAGCCCCGGCCAUGUUCUCACCAGCCUUCUACACCAGUAAGUACGGCUAUAAGAUGUGUCUGCGGAUCUACCUGAAUGGAGAUGGGACGGGGCGUGGCAGCCACCUGUCCUUGUUCUUUGUGGUAAUGAGGGGACUGAGUGACGCCCUGCUCAAAUGGCCAUUUAACCAGAAGGUGACUCUGAUGCUGCUUGACCAGAGCAACAGGGAGCACAUCAUCGAUGCCUUUCGCCCUGAUGUCACUUCUUCCUCCUUCCAGAGACCCGUGAGCGAGAUGAAUAUCGCCAGCGGCUGUCCGCUCUUCUGCCCGCUAUCAAAACUCGAUGCCAAGAACUCCUACAUCCGCGACGACACCAUCUUCAUCAAAGCGAUUGUGGACCUCACCGGCCUCUAGAUGGCUCCACAGGGUCGUCCAGUUUGGCAACCAGGCAGCUCUUUGACCAUUAUGGCUUUAUUUUGGCUCAGUCAUGGUCCUUUUAGGGCUUUGUUCAGGCACCUUACUGUCCCCUGCAGCCCUGGGGAGACAAACAUGUUUGCGACUGAAUGCUGCGUGCAGUUUGGUCCGUGCAGAUGGAGUUGGCAUUAUCACACCUUGUGGUCUCUAUGUGGAAACCACUGUCAUCGCUGUACAUUUUGGGUGCACGACUUUGUUUUGGUUUUGACAUCACUGCACCACUCUCAUAGUGAUAAGAUGUCAGUGUUCUGUUCUGCACGAGCUUUCAGUUACACAGCGCGGAGGUGUAAUAGUGAACAGAUACGAUGGAGUGAAAAGAGUGAAUAGCAUCAUCUUCUUCUUCUUUGGAGACUUGGGAUGUUAGAGAACAUGCAGGUUGUGGUAGAACAGGACUGUAGAUAGUUCAUGUAAUCAUUCUGAUGUCACUGUAGAAAGCUGGCAGUAGACAUACUAUAGAGUUAGAGCGUGGCUUGGUGCAGGUUUAGCUUUUUCUUGCAGACCGUGGAGAUUGUGAGCUUCUCAAUACCAGUGUCGAGUGAAUUUGAAUAGACAAACGUGGAGUUAUGUUAUGAAUAAGAUUACAGGCAUUUUUGUUGCCUUUCUUUGCGAAAUGUGCAUGCCGCUGGCGUUUUCAUUAUAUAAUUGCUCCUUAAUUCAAUUGAGCUUUAUGAAGGUUCCUCGUUUAUUGUUUAACUCGUUAGUGACUUAGCCAUCUGUGAUGGUGGACAUUGCCUGCAUGUCUUUGGAACCAGGCUAUUUACAUGUAAAGUUAGUGUUGCGUAUUUGUUCCUUUGAGGGGUUGGUGGUUCUGAUUGGUGGUUUGGUACAUCUGUGGAAGAUACAGUGGAGUUACCAAGGAGUCAGGGCAGCUUGCCAGUCAAGCCUGUGGCAGAAAACCUUCUCGUGUGCUUUGUCUCUGACAAACACAUGUAGCCGAAGUUUUCCCCAGGUCAUGGUCACUAGUUCACAUCUCUACACAUAGUACUGUGCCCCACCACAGACUGAGGUCAACACGGAUUCCAUGAAAUGAAGAACUUGUUUGUUCCUUGUUUUACAAUGUUUUACAGUGCAUAUCUGUUUCUGCUGCUCUAAGAUAGAAUACUGAUGUGAAUCUAAUAUAUAUGUUGGUGCAAAUAUACAGUACAUGAGGUAAAUGUUUGUUUGUGGAGGCUGAAAACAAGAGAUUGUGAUACACUGUUGUGAGCAAUGGGCCAUUUUUGACAUUAUUUAUUGCGGAUUGCUGUUCAGUGCCGUCUCAGAUAACACUUUAAACUUUAGCGUAGUAGUGUACUCUUGCUGAUUUUAAAUAAGGCAUCACAAAUCAAGAGUAAACUCUCCAUUGGACCAAACUGAGAUGUCAUUUUCCCAUGUGUCCACCAGAGGUCGCUGUCCUACUUGCUUAGCAUGCAUGCUGAGGUUCCAUGGUUCACGCUGGCCUGUUUGAAAACCAGUCUCGACCUGUAUUGAAACCUCUCUGUGCAUGGGAGGCUUCAAUUCAUAUUCACUAUGGAGUUUCACCCUGGUUUACUCCGUGAGCCACGUGUGAACGCAUUUAUUUGUAUUUGUUUGGAUGAAAAUACGUAACUGUAGAUUAGUUAUUAUGUUACAUAUCUGGCGCUGCCUCUGUCCAACAGAAGCACCUGCCUAUUUUCAUAGCAAUUUAUAAAUAUGUAUCUUUCAUAUCAUAAUGUUGAAAUAAUCUAUAUAUCAAUGUUAAUAUACACAAGAUGUUAUAAUAAACAUAGUAUUACUGAAUACUUUAUUAAAUCUAUAUUUAUAUACCAGCUUUUUGUUUGUCAAGAUGGUUUGAACAGGCCAGGACGUCCCCGUUGUGCAGUAAGGACUUAGGAUUCCUUCUAGAGUGCAAUAUAGCAUUAUGUCUGUUAGAUAUUGAUGACAUCUUGGCUUUACAGAGGUCAUACUCAACUUCUCUGUUGCCAUGUGUUUACAUUACUCAUUGUGGCGCUGAAGAAAUGCAAACCGUUUUGAACUUUUCAAGGAAAUCAGGUGCUUUCCUUGGCACUGAGCAUACGCUACCUGAUAUCACUAACAUGGGAAUUCAUUCAUGACGCUAACUGGCUAAGCGAGCUGAUGAUUUUUUUUUUUUUAAAGAGAGGAAUUCAUACUAGUAAGUGGGUUUCUAUUAACGUAAGCUUUCAGUGAGGACUGAGCAUGUAACAGGUAGGGUUACAUGAACUUUUUAUACCUUGAGUGUUCUUGUAACGUGCCAAAAUCAGACCUUACCUCCAUCUACUUAUGUUGUAUUACAAGCUGUAUUUUAUGUUCUAUGCUAAAAUAUGGUGCCAAAUAUGCGUAAAUUUAAGUUUGUAGGGUGUGGGCGUGUGUGUGUGUGUUUGUAUUUGUGUCACUUUAAUAUGAUGUAUGGGUCACUACUUACGGAGAUAAUUGAUACUGUCCCAUGAAACCGUCCUUAAACUCCUGACCCUGCCGAGGUUGCUGAAUGUAAGCUUUUGUACGCUUUUUCUCCAAACAACAGCAGUUCUGUAAAGUUGAACCAACUUUAUUUGUGCACUUUUUAUUAGUUCUUUGUCAAAACAGGGUAUUUGUUGAGUGAUUUAUGUAACUUGAAAUGAGAGCCAUAUAUAUUCUGAUGUUGAGAAUUGAUGUAAUAUGGUAAAAAGGACAUGCAGUGUGUAAUAAAGUUUGUUCAUUUCA